GAAAAAGCGAGGAUUUAUUAUAAGAGUUACGGUAUUUUGAGGCUAUUGGUUCUCUACUGCCCCCUGCUGGAUGAACACUGGCAUAACAAGACACCUGCCGAUCACAGGUAACGCGCGACACACACCUGAGCAACAUCGCACCACAGUAAUGUCCAGCUGGUUGAAGGACGGGGUGGUGUUGGAGGGGACGGGCAGUGGUCAGAUGUCGCCCCGCUCCAGACUGCGGAGCCCCUUGCCGAGUCGGACAGCGAGGUUACAUUCGUCCAAUGAUGCGACCUCUCCUGACUCAGACAGACAGGACAGAAUGAGCAAAGCUAAAGAGCUCUUUGAGCUCUGUGAUAAAGAGGGGAAAGGAUUCAUCACGAAGAGAGACAUGCAGCGGCUUCAGCAAGAGCUUCCUCUGUCUCCUGAGCAGCUGGAAUCAGUGUUUGAGAGUUUGGACAGAGACAGAAAUGGUUACCUCACACCCCUCGAGUUCCACAUGGGCCUAGGAGAGCUUGUUGGUUCUGGGCCAGAGGAGAGAGCGAGGAGCGGAGAGGAGAGAGUAGAGCCGACGGAGAUCCGAUUCACACACAUCCUCAUGGAGCUGGGAGCUGAUAAACUCUUCAAAGAUCAGUGGGAGCUGUGUACUCUGUGGUGUGAGCUCCAGAGGGACAAACCUGAGCUGUUGGAUGUUUUGGAGGAGGUUCUUUCCUACACUGUCUCUCAUCUUCAGGAUGCACUCAAAGAGAAAGACAAUUUAGAACAGGCACUGCGCAGGAGAGAGGAAGAUCAUGACCGAGUGGUUCGGUCCAUGUAUGAAGACAUGGAGAGUCAGUUAAAAGAAGAGAGAGAGAAACGACAAGCUCUGGUAAACACGCACUGUAAAUAUGAAUUUUCAUGUCUGACUGUUUCUCACUACAGAGAAGUCCUGAAAGUGUCCCGAAACAUGCAGAAGGAACGGGAAAGCCUCAUGAGACAGCUGGAUCUUCUCAGAGACAUGAACAAGCGUCUUCGGGAUGAUAAAGAUGCCCAACAGACACAGAAGAUGGUUAGUCAAAAAUACCCCUUCAUGUCUCCCACUCCUUACCCACCGUGCCGCUGUGUUCACGCCUUCUCGCCGUGGGUGCGCUCUGUUUACCCAUAUUAACCCUGCCUUUUGCCCAUAUAACAUUACCCACAAUGCAUACAGCUAAAUGUGAACGGCUACAUUCGUCUGGAUGUAUUUCUGUGAGUUUCCAUGAGCCCAUGUUUCUUCGGGAAUUUGAAAGUUUGUGGAUGAUGCCAGCCACACGCUCUUCUGGAAUAUUCACAUUUUCCAGGUGCAGCUCUGGUUAGUUUAUUCUCGGGAGAGCUUGUUCCAUUCGUCAGCCUCUAAGAGGAACAACUAAUGACUUGAAGGAAACUUUGAACUCAACGAAGACCUUGUGUGGAACAUUUGAAAUUGUGAAUAUGGAAUUUAGCCCUGUUCUCCAAUCAAACGGGUCACAUUUGGAGAAAGAUUGUUCCUUGUUUGGUCUGUUAUGGAAACAAGUGUGAUUCCAAAAUAAUGGUUAUUUCUGUUUCAGAAGAGCCUUAAUCACUUAAUGCCCCUCAUUUUUUACAAAGAAAGUCAGUCAAAAAAUAAGAAAAAUACCAUAAAUAACAUUUAAUUUGCAGAUUACAUUUCAAUGCCUUGAAAUAUAUGGCCCUUUACCUCAUUAACUCUGAUUUUAUACAUUUACAUUUUU
This is a messenger RNA of Sinocyclocheilus anshuiensis, 1709 nucleotides long. RefSeq names its product EF-hand calcium-binding domain-containing protein 4A-like. Lineage: Eukaryota; Metazoa; Chordata; Actinopteri; Cypriniformes; Cyprinidae. Gene Ontology annotation, cellular component: trans-Golgi network membrane. The transcript is spliced from 8 exons. Gene Ontology annotation, molecular function: calcium ion binding. Bases 71 to 1129 code for a protein of 352 amino acids. The record is from RefSeq and is a predicted model, not a curated record.